Molecule: messenger RNA, 2979 nt
Organism: Aedes aegypti (yellow fever mosquito)
Lineage: Eukaryota; Metazoa; Arthropoda; Insecta; Diptera; Culicidae
Product: TWiK family of potassium channels protein 7
Exons: 9
Coding region: 1421-2863 (480 amino acids)
Biological process (GO): stabilization of membrane potential; potassium ion transmembrane transport
Cellular component (GO): membrane
Molecular function (GO): potassium ion leak channel activity
Source: RefSeq, a predicted model, not a curated record
UAUGCUCGACGGUAGCACAUGUUGAUGGGUUUUGAUAGUGACGACAGUGAUUCAAUUUAAUGAUACCGCUAUCCUGGAUUAUUUAUGGGCUUAUCGUGACGUGAGAGGUGAGGGUGGAAAGGCCAAUUUAUUGUAUUAACAACAACAGGCCAUCCAGCAGUUUGCCGAUAUCGAAAAAGGGUGUGCUAUUCCAAGCAUUUGCGAUCGAAAAAAAGAUUUUGCGAUAAGUAAAGGAAUGUGAAGGUUUUGGCAGAGUUGUUUUAUAAGUGAAUGUGGAUUAGAUUUUGGAAUUAUAAGAAAUUAUUAAAUUGUUGAAGAAAGGUGAAGCUGUUAAUAUAAGUGGCGAAUGAGAAUAAUAUACAUAUAUAAUAAGAAGAAUAAGUGUAAUAAGUGAAAUCAAUAUUGUUCAUGAAAAACAGUGCGUACCAAUUAAGGAUUUUGUUGGAUAACAUCGUUGAAUAUCGCUGCUGAGAGAUUGAUUUGCGAAAAAAAACUGGAAUGUUGUGUAAUUUUAUGUCAAUGAUGAUGAUGGCGAUAGAUCUGCCAGCCAGGAUAGCGUCAUUAUAAUUCAUGAGAUGCAGAAAAGAAGAGAAAACUGUCGAUAUUGACGUGAUAGGAGGAUUAUACACAAUUUUGAAUUUCUCUGUAAUCUGCUUCCGCGUACUCGGGGUAUGUUUUGAUGUGCUCGAGAGGUUCUGCUCCGGAAACAGGAGGAAACAUCUCUAGUCGGUGACAGCUCGUGGAUCGGAAGCUCGUCAAGUGGAAGAAAAAGAAAUUUGAGCACGUUCUAAUGCGGUGUGUUUGCCGUUGCUAGCAAAGAGUGAUUGUUCCUCUUCCUGUACUUGAGGGCGAUAAAAAGAAAUUUUCCACAUGGUUUGUUGUUGUUCCUAAAUCUUUGGUUGCGCGUGUGUUACAUCAUCGACUUGUGCAAAUCGCAAAUCUUUCAUCAGUGCGUGAGGUAGGCGGUGAUGCUUGUGCAAAAGACCGGGGCAUCUUGCGACACGAUCAAAAUUUCAUAGGCGUAAGCGAAAAUAAAUUUAUCAUAUUGCUACAGAAGAAAAAGAAACCUAAGCAACAGUGAACAAUAUCAGUAUACGGAAUCGGUGCUGGGCGUGCUAAGAAUGUCGUAAAUUCAAUUUUGUCAAUUUGAUUUUUUUGUUGCUGAAACUGUUACCGUUUCCAUACGCGAGAUUCCUGCCAUCAUCGCGUCUUCUUCCCGAAGACCCAGUAUUUUCCUACAGGAAACCACAUCAAUUCGACACCACACACGGAACGACACAAGAAAUGGAGCCAAGCCGUACCAAUGGUGCUAACAACAAGGCAGGAACAUGAGCCAAAGGAAUUUAUAUUCCACCGGUAGAGCGAACGGAAAGCGUGUUGCAGAGGUGAUGGAGACCACAGUCACGUAAUAUUGAAAAUUAUGGCCGAGAAAGAAGCGAUCCGCUAUCAGUAUGGCUCGUACACCCCUCUCAUGAAACAAUCAAAUAAUGGAAUGAGUACUCUACAGCGGAGUGAGAUGAGUACCGCCCUCAAAAAUGGAACACAAACGUCAACAACGAUUGCGAUUAGCAGCAAGAAGCCGUCCAAAACUGGAUGUUGUUCUUCGUGCCGGGGGAAAAAAUCAUCCUCAUUUUGGGCCGCUCUGUUGACAAAUCUUGGUAUUUGUACGCUGCUGUUUGGAUAUACGUUGCUAGGAUCAUUUAUCUUCCUUGCAAUCGAGGGCGGUGCUUCACAGAUGCAACAGCGAAUGCUUGCCUCAACGAAUCGUCAGCUGAAGCCGUUAUCAACACGUAGCGAUAGCAAUCUUACUCUUUCGCAGCAACUGCUCCACGAGGCCAUAGAAGCCAGACAGCGAACCGUGGAGAACAUUUGGGAUAUCACGGUGUCACUGAACAUUCUCUACCGAGAAAACUGGACCAGACUUGCAUCUUUGGAGAUAGCUCGUUUUCAAGAGCAAUUAAUCAAACGGUUAACAGAGGAAAUGGCAUCCCAAUUGGACAACCUGUCACCAGCAGCUAGCGCCGUCAUGGUGGCACAACCCUCGCUACACGACUACGAGUGGACCUUCUCCCGGAGUUUCUUCUAUUCGUUGACGAUUCUGAGCACCAUCGGUUACGGCAACAUAGCACCUCGAACCACAUUGGGCAUGAUUGUAACACUCGCGUACGCUCUACUGGGGAUUCCAUUAACUCUUGUAUAUUUAUCGAGCACGGGCGGAAUGCUAGCGAAAGUAGCCCGCGGCGUUUUUUCCAGAGUGUUCUGCUGUUGCUUAUGUUCGAACUGUGGUUACUGUUGCUACGAUGAGAAACGUAUGGCGGAAAAGGAACGCCGGAUGAAGCGCAAACGACAACAGAUGGAGCUGCGAGCCCAGCAUAUUGCCCUACAGGAGCCUUAUUACGUACGUUCCGGUUCCUUGCACAACAACCUCCACUCGCCAGAGAAGCAGGUACCAAUGAUAAGUGACAUCGAUUCCAUAACUGGCACCGACAGCGAAUCACGUACUUCCAUGCAUGGUCUCAGUAUAUUAGCGCCCAUUUUACUAUGCAUUGCCAUGAUGUCCAUAUAUGUAGCGCUCGGAGCAUUUGCACUCUACAAGUUGGAAGACUGGCCUAUCAUUGAUGGGGUAUACUUUUGCUUCAUGUGUCUUUCCACAAUUGGGUUUGGAGACAUGGUCCCGGGCCUACGGAAAGAGUCCACCUUAACCACGUGGUUCUGCUCGGUCUAUAUAAUGUCCGGCAUGGCCUUAACUGCCAUGUGCUUCAACGUGUUGCAUGAGGAAAUCAUGCACCGGCUCAAACACGUUGUUGAAAUUCAGAAGAAGCUGAAACUGAAUGACGAUCACAACGACUUCCUUGCCUCUUGACGAUACGAAAAGAACACAAAUCUGUAUCAAAGAAAUCCCACCGAGGAAACAUUAAUCACAGGUACUCCAACAUCAUUAAUCUUUGCCCAGGAGCCCGAUCUGAAUCAAUUACACGU